Molecule: messenger RNA, 1135 nt
Organism: Polyodon spathula (Mississippi paddlefish)
Lineage: Eukaryota; Metazoa; Chordata; Actinopteri; Acipenseriformes; Polyodontidae
Product: NADH dehydrogenase [ubiquinone] 1 alpha subcomplex subunit 8-like
Exons: 4
Coding region: 150-668 (172 amino acids)
Biological process (GO): mitochondrial electron transport, NADH to ubiquinone
Source: RefSeq, a predicted model, not a curated record
AUUGACCUUCUUUGUGCGGCCUAGACUGUAGCCCUGAGCCCUGUCCACCACAGAGUCAGGGGACCUUGAGUAUAUUUCGGGUUAGAAACGGGUGUAAAUAUUUUGUGUUGUCUAUGUUUAGACUUUGUAUAUAAUCAACUCUUAGUACAAUGCCGGGUGAGGUGGAAAUACCCACUCUAGAGGAACUAAAUGUCAACGAGGUGAAUGUGUCCUCAGCAGUGUUGAAAGCAGCAGCUCAUCACUAUGGGUCGCAGUGUGACAAGGCCAAUAAGGAGUUCAUGUUGUGCCGCUGGGAGGAAAAGGACCCAAGGAAAUGCUUGAAUGAGGGAAGGAAGGUCAAUGAGUGUGCUCUGCAGUUCUUCAGGCAGAUAAAGACUAGCUGUGCUGAACCCUUCACAGAAUAUUGGACCUGCUUGGAUUACUCCAAUUUGUCCGAGCUGCGCCGCUGUCGCAAGCAGCAACAUGCAUUUGACAGCUGCGUUCUAGACAAGCUGGGCUGGGAGAGACCUGCUCUUGGAGAUCUGUCAAAGAUCACCAAGGUCCAGACAGACAGGCCUUUCCCUGAGAAUGCAUAUCACUCGAGGCCAAGACCAGAGCCCAAUCCUGUCAUUGAGGGGGAGCUCCAGCCUUCCAAACAUGGCAGCAGACUGUUCUUCUGGAACUGGUGAAGAAGUGUCUCACCUACUGAAUCUGAAUGUUUAGUGAGCCACUGCAGGCUUUGAAAUGUGCAAUGCAGCUUGUACCAUACCAAUCUGUUUAAUGUAUGUAAAAAAAAAUUUAAAAAAAUAAAUUCCCUCCCAAAAAUAAAAAAAAGAUUAAUUUAAAAACUUGGCUAUAAACUUCACUGAUGUGUAUAUAAUGUAUACAGACUGUGGUUUAAAAUAUAGAGCCGAGACAUUCUUUAAUGUCUCCAGAGUAGGGAUGUUAGUUUCCAUUUGUUUUUCUUAAACAUUUAAACUUUAAACUAAUGGAAAUGUUUUUUACCAAUCAGAAAAGCCAUCAAAAGAAGCCCCCCAUAGCUAUUUUAUAAACUACUGCAAAAUUUGUGCAUUAGCAUUUGUGUUUAAGACUGCAUUUGUGUAUAUGAAAUACAAUGAGGAACUAUUCAAUAAACAUACUGUGUAUUUGGCCUGCA